Molecule: messenger RNA, 2024 nt
Organism: Labrus bergylta (ballan wrasse)
Lineage: Eukaryota; Metazoa; Chordata; Actinopteri; Labriformes; Labridae
Product: leucine-rich repeat-containing protein 14
Cellular component (GO): cytoplasm
Source: RefSeq, a predicted model, not a curated record
GAGCUCGUGCAGAGGUGGCCGGAUCGGACUCUGCGCGUGGGGGGGCGGAGGAAGAACCCCCCCAACCGACUGUGCAUCCAGGCUCUGCUGCUGGCUGUGGUGAGAGGACUGUCGGACCGAAGGUGUGCCCUGCAGGUCCUGGAUCUUUGUGGACUCCAGGGAGAUGAAGGAGGCAUGGGAGACCCCAUGGGGGGCUGGUCUCUGACCGUGGCUCUCUGCACCAUGGUGGUUCAGGCCGGAGCCGGAGCCCAGAGGGCUCAGAGGAGAGAGGGAGAGAGGAGAGAGGGAGAGAGGGAGAGGAAAAGGUUCUCAGAGCUGGAGAGAGAGAAGGACGUGAAGAGAGAGAGGGCGCUCUGGAAGAGGGAACCUAACGGGGACGAGGACAGAGGAUGGAUCGGAUCAUACGGGACUCUGAGUGAAGAGGAUCUGAGGAAAGGAGUCAGGAGGAGGAUGGAGACGGACAGAAGAAGAGAAACAGCUCUGACGGGUUCAGGAGGAAGUCGGACGGAGACACAGGAAACAGACGUCGGCCAUGUUGUGUUGGUGCACGUCAGGGCCGACCUGUUUGUGAACGCUCGCUCUUGGGAGCGUGUGCGUGCAGCUCUGAGCACACCGGGACCCCUCAAGCUUCAGUGCAGAUACCUCCGUGUGGAAGAGAUCUCAGUGUCCAGCAUCAAGACCCUCCUAGACCUGCUGCCCCGCCACAGUCUGCUGGGCAUCGAUGUGCGCUACAGCAGUCUGGGGGUGUCGGGCCUGGUGGAGCUGCUGCCUCUGCUCUCUGUGUUUCCUGCUCUGAGGUCUCUGCGCCUUCACUACUGUAACCUGGACUUCCGCAGAGACCACCCGGGUCAGGAGGAGGCUCUGAGGGACUUAUCUCAGGGUCUGGCUCAGCUGCAAGAACUGCGGCGUCUCAGCCUCACUGCUCUCAGACUGCCUGGACAGCUGCGCGUUCUGCUCAGCUCGCUGCCCCAGCCUCUGGAGAUACUGGAACUUCCAUAUUUGAGUCUGAGCCCGGCUGAUCUGUCCUAUCUGUCCUGCAGCCAUCAUGUGUCCACGCUGCAGCAGCUGGAUCUCAGUGAGAACCGUCUGGAGGAGAGCACCCUGCCCUCCAUCCGCCGCCUCCUCUCCCAGGCAUCCUGUAGUCUUCAGCAUCUUUCUCUAAGUGGGUGUGGCCUGACAGACGGCCUGCUGGCUCUCCUGCUGCCCUCACUGGGAGGCUGCUGCGCCCUCAAGAGUUUAGCUCUGGCCCUGAACCCGCUCUCCAUGGCGUGCCUCUUGGACCUGGUGAGGAUGGCUGUGAGAAUGCCCUCCCUGCGUCACCUCCUGUACCCGAACCCUCUGGAGGACUACCAGCCCGGACUCCCCGACCUGCCCUCCAGCGCUCAGCUCUUAGACUGGCCGCUGGACGGAGCCACAGAGAUCAACAUGACCAACAGCCAGCUGAACCGGGUGCUGAAGGAGAGCGGGCGCUCCGGCCUCUUCCUCACCUGCGACCUGCUCAACUAUGAUAAAGACCUGGUGGACUAGAGCGGAGGGGACGCUCGCCGACACACACCAGAGAAAUGUCAACAUUUGAAUUGUAUUGAUUUCUGCUUUUUAUGAAACCGGAUCAACAGUCUUCAGUACAAACAGCCGUGAAGUGAGGCCACAGAUUUUUAUAAACAGGAUCCCGUCCACACGCUGUGAGGGGUCAGAGCUAACCACCUCCAGCCUCCUGUACAUCAUGUGACCUUUAUGAGUGAAUAACAUCAACAAACUCUCACUUUGAUCUUUUUAACGUCUGCUCGCUCAACGUUUGAACAUUUGUUUCUAAAGAAAUAUUAACGUUUUUGUUCACUGAAAAAAAAAAACAUAUCUGGAUGAAUUCUCUGUAAAGAUCUUUUUGAUGCAUAUUUGUCUUCUUGAAUAUCUUUAAAAAUUCCUGAUUGUUUUUUCUGUUAAUUGAAUGUGUUUGUACCAACUCGUCCGUGUGCCAUGAAAUCAUUUACAUCCCGCCAGGCGCAGAAUAAAUCCUCAGAAAGUAA